AUGGCAGUGAUUCAGCUUGCAACAGACAACUUCAGUGAGAAAAACGUCCUGGGGCAGGGUGGUUUUGGGAAAGUCUACAAAGGAGUGCUUGCUGAUAAUAUGAAAAUUGCUGUGAAGCGAUUAACUGAUUUUGAGAGCCCUGGUGGAGAUGCAGCAUUUCCACGUGAAGUCGAAAUGAUAAGUGUUGCAGUUCAUAGGAAUCUUUUGAGGUUAAUUGGAUUUUGCACAACACCUACGGAGCGCUUGCUGGGACCCUUCAUGCAAAACUUAAGUGUUGCCUAUCGGCUUCGAGAGAUCAAACCUGGGGAGCCUGUUUUGGAUUGGCCCAGAAGAAAACGGGUAGCAUUGGGUGCUGCACGUGGUCUGGAGUAUCUUCACGAACACUGCAAUCCUAAGAUUAUUCAUCGGGACGUAAAAGCUGCUAAUGUUUUGCUCGAUGAGGAUUUUGAAGCCGUUGUGGGUGAUUUCGGCCUUGCAAAAUUAGUUGAUGUGAGACAGACUAAUGUUACAACUCAAGUUCGUGGGACAAUGGGCCAUAUUGCGCCGGAAUAUUUGUCAACUGGGAAGUCCUCAGAGAGGACUGAUGUUUUUGGUUAUGGAAUUAUGCUUUUAGAGACUGGUCAACGUGCAAUUGACUUCUCACGUCUAGAGGAAGAAGAUGAUGUGCUACUGCUUGACCAUGUAAGACAGUUUAUUCUUCUCAUUGUUUCUUUAUGGAAUUUAUUUCCUCCUCCCUUCCUAUUUUUCUAG
This is a messenger RNA of Eucalyptus grandis, 750 nucleotides long. Its product is annotated as probable LRR receptor-like serine/threonine-protein kinase At5g10290. NCBI's taxonomy places the organism in Eukaryota, Viridiplantae, Streptophyta, Magnoliopsida, Myrtales, Myrtaceae. The record is from RefSeq and is a predicted model, not a curated record. Gene Ontology annotation, molecular function: protein kinase activity; ATP binding. Gene Ontology annotation, biological process: protein phosphorylation.